This is a messenger RNA of Ictalurus furcatus (blue catfish), 3865 nucleotides long. It is a transcript of the gene esyt2a, whose product is annotated as extended synaptotagmin-like protein 2a. Gene Ontology annotation, biological process: lipid transport. The transcript has 22 exons. The record is from RefSeq and is a predicted model, not a curated record. Lineage: Eukaryota; Metazoa; Chordata; Actinopteri; Siluriformes; Ictaluridae. Gene Ontology annotation, molecular function: lipid binding. The coding region runs from base 497 to 3124 and encodes 875 amino acids.
GUGUGUGCUUCUGCCCGGGUGUGUGCGCGCGUGUUUAUUCGCUGGCCCGAGGAAAAGCGCGCGCCUGUGGCAGGAUGUGGAGAGACACUACCAUACACGACCGGAGUGCGACGCCAUGCCGCUAGAGCUCGCGCUUCCGUGCGAAACGCAGAUGUGUAGGUAGGUCACUUACUGAGACGUGGCAAGCGCUUGGCGCCGGUAAAAUGGCAACCGAAAGUUUGUAACAGUUGCGUAUUUAUUAAGUGAGUAAGUGAGAAUACUAGCCGCUCCCUAUUAGUCAAGGUCAGGCGAGGACGCUGCGUAGUUUUCCAAUCAGCCCAAAGUGAUUCAGUCCGCAGUCUCAGGAAGUGCAGGAACUGCGCGCGCGCUCGGUAAUGAGUGGAGAGUAGUUUUCCAGGUAGUGUGCACUUUAAUUAAGUUUAUUCUUUACGUAGCCUGUAUUUAGGCUAAACUCCGUUUUAUAUCGCUUAGUGGAAGUUUAUCUUACGGAUUGUAAAUGAGUGCCACGGUAAAUGGAGCAGCAGCACGAGCCCAGGGUCCGGACCCGACUCCGGACCCGACUCCUUCUCCGUCAGGAACCAAACCGGAGCCACUGGCAGACCUGGAGCCGAGCAGCGAGCCUCCGACUGUCGUCGAAGAUGCCAAAAACACUGGACUUAAAUUCGCCAAGACGUUCCUGCUAGUUUUCCCGGUGUAUGUGUUGGGUUAUCUAGGGUUCAGUUUCAGUUGGAUCCUCAUCUCACUGGCCGUGCUGUUUUGGCUCAGACGGAACCAGGGAGCGAGGAUUUCAGGAGUAAACAAAGCACUGGCCUUUUUCCAGCACGAGGAGACAGCAGUAAAACAGAGUUUUCCAACUUCCGAGCUGCCGCCCUGGGUUCAUUUUCCUGAUGUGGAGAGAGUGGAAUGGCUCAAUAAGACAGUUCAUCAGAUGUGGCCAUAUAUUUGUCAGUUUGUUGACAAACUCUUCCGUGACACCAUCGAGCCAGCCAUCAAAGGAGCCAAUGCGCACCUCAGCUCUUUCUGCUUCUCCAAGAUUGACAUGGGGGACAAGGCCCUGAGAGUGAAUGGAGUGAAGGUUUACACUGAGAAUGUAGACAAACGACAGAUUAUCAUGGACCUACAAAUCAGCUUUGUUGGGAACACAGAGAUCAAUGUGGAGAUUAAGAAAUACUACUGCCGAGCAGGCAUCAACAGCAUCCAGCUGCACGGGGUGUUGAGAGUCAUGAUGGAGCCGUUGCUAGGAGACAUGCCUCUGAUUGGAGCACUAUCUGUUUUCUUCCUUAAAAAACCUCUGUUGGAUAUUAACUGGACAGGUCUGACUAACAUACUCGACAUCCCAGGACUGAAUGGACUGUGUGAUGGUGUGAUUGAGGACAUUAUUUGCAGUAACUUGGUGCUUCCCCAGAAAAUCACCAUUCCACUGGUGGGAGAAGCACAACUGGCCCAGUUACGUUUCCCAUUGCCAAAGGGUGUUUUACGGGUUUAUUUUAUGGAAGCCCAGGAUCUGUUGGCUAAAGACACAUAUCUGGGUGGUCUGAUCAAAGGGAAGUCUGAUCCAUACGGGGUCAUUAAGAUUGGCAAUCAGCUCUUCCAGAGCAAGGUCAUCAAGGACUGCCUGAAUCCCAAAUGGUUUGAAGUAUACGAGGCAUUGGUGUAUGAGCAGCCGGGACAGACUUUGGAAAUUGAGCUGUUUGACGAAGACCCUGAUGAAGAUGACUUCCUCGGCAGGCUUGUGAUUGACCUGAAUGAGUUUCAGAAGGAGCAGAAAGUUGAUGAGUGGUUUGUGCUGGAGGAGGUGGCAGCAGGAAAACUACACUUAAAGCUAGAGUGGCUCUCACCCCUUGCCACACCAGAGAAGCUGGACCAGGUGUUGGGCAGUAUUAGGGCAGAUAAAGGCCAGGCAAAUGAUGGUCUCUCUUCAGCACUACUCCUUGUACACCUGGACUCAGCCAAGAAUCUGCCUUCUGCGAAGAAAGUCACCAGUGAUCCCAGUCCCUGGGUCCAGUUUAAAGUUGGACACACAGUUUUCGAGAGUAAGACACGUUAUAAAACCAAUGAGCCUGUUUGGGAGGAGGCUUUCACAUUCCUAAUACAUAACCCAAGGAAUCAGGACCUAGAAGUGGAGGUAAAGGAUGAGAGGCAUGAGUGUACGCUGGGGAAUUUUACUCUCCCUUUGACUCGGCUGCUGCAGGCUGAGCAGAUGACCCUCAGUCAGAGAUUUCCACUGAAGAGUGCAGGACCCAGUGCUACUCUCAAAAUGAAGAUUGCUCUAAGGGUUCUUAGUUUGGAGAAGUUGUCGGUUUCAGACCAGCCGUCAUCUGUGCAGAUUCGCAAUCGAAGUUCCAGUGUCAUUCCAAGUGCAUCAAAUUCCAGUCUUGCUCAAAAUGCCUCAAGCUUGAAGAACACCCCCAAAACCUCAGGUUCUGGUGUCAGCUCCAAGCCUUCUUCACAGCUCCCACUUGUUUCUGAACAUCAGUCUGCCCAUGACCUCCAAGGGUUGAGUGAGUCCGUCUCUACCACCCCAUUAGAGGACUCGCCAGUUCGUCUAGCAGAUAGAGGCAGGAGUACAUCUAACUUGGCAAUUUCAGGCUCUCAGAUGAACCUGAACAACAAAGAGCCAACACCAAGCAUUGCCUCUGACAUCUCCCAUCCAUACGCUUCCCAGGAGCUACAGCACAGACUUAAAGAACUUCAGAAUGGUUCCACUUCUGGUUAUUUUCCCCUGGGAGAGAUUGAGCUGACAGUAAGACACAGCUCCCAACGGAACAAACUUAUAGUAGUGGUACACAGCUGCAGGAAUCUGAUAUCAUUCACAGACAGCGGCUCUGACCCCUAUGUGCGUUUGUAUCUGCUUCCUGAUAAGCGGCGAUCUGGACGUAGAAAAACACAUACGAUCAAGAAAAACCUCAACCCAGUCUACGACCAAACAUUUGAGUUCAGUGUGUCACUGGUGGAGUUGCACAGGAGAACUUUGGAUGUAGCAGUGAAAAAUGGAGGAGGACUUCUGUCUAAACACAAGGGUCUUCUGGGCAAGGUGAUGGUGGAUUUGACAUCAGAGGAAAUAUCAAAAGGCUGGACACAAUGGCAUGAACUGAGUGAUGGACUGAGGAAACCAUCUGUUUAAUCAGAACAAUCAGUUUCCUUCUGCUGGCCAAAAAUCAGGACUUCCUGCAGGGAAUCCCUGCCCAGACUACAAAUGUCAGCCAUGUUUAAGUGUUUUAAUUUUAGUGGAUGGACAUUAGAAAUAUAAUUUUGUGUGUGUGUAAAAUAUGUAUAAUGUUCAUUUUAAUCAAGAUCAUUUUUAGUUAGUUGGUUUGCCAAAAUAAUAUAAUGCUUUGGAUAUGAUUUAACAUGCAGCUGCUGAGUUUGCUUUAUGGUCUCAUGGUUUAAUUUGUGCAAUACUAAGGGGUGUGUGUGUGUGUGUGUGUGUGUGUGUGUGUGUGUGUGUGUGUGUGUGUGUGUGUGUGUGUGUGUGUGUGUGUGUGUGUGUGUGUGUGUGUGAGUGUGUGUGAGUGUGUGUGAGUGUGUGUGAGUGUGUGUGAGUGUGUGUGAGUGUGUGUGAGUGUGAGUGAGAGAGAGAUUCAGUAAUGGAAAAUGAAAAAAAUUACAAGUCAAAUAAACAUACAGAAUGACAUUUUUACCAGAUGACCCAGGAAGGUGUGUGUAUAUAUAUUCAUGCAUACUGUAAGUGUGUUUAGUCCUAAACUAAUUAUGUUUCUAUACUGUGUAUUAGUAUGACAUUUUGCACUUGCGAAUGUGUUUGUUUGGGUUUGGGGAGAGAGAUGGGAAUUUACAUGUUACACAAAGUUGUUUUUUUGUUUUUUAAUAGCUACCAUGAUGUAUAUGCUCACUGCUCAUUUGAAAA